Molecule: messenger RNA, 602 nt
Organism: Paramecium octaurelia
Lineage: Eukaryota; Ciliophora; Oligohymenophorea; Peniculida; Parameciidae
Source: the annotation of a GenBank genome assembly
AUGCUUUGCUCGUUUUAAGAGGAAUCAAUGCCCUAAGUAUUAUUUACCUUAAAUUUUAGGCUGUGGAUGAUGCUACAAAGGUGGUUAAAGAAGCUUUAGUUGAACCAGCUGCUGCAAAUGUUAAGAAAGUAGUUAACUCAUUGAGAUGAAAAAACUAAAAUGAUGUUGUAAAAGAAAGGUACAAGUAAUUGACAAAUUUAUAAGUUGGAGGAGGAUCAUGUAAUUUUGAAUUCAUAACUAUUAAGCACGAUGCACUUCCCUUGCUCCAUAAGCUACAUCUGUUGCUUAAACAGCUUCAAUAUCAAAAGCAGAGCCAAUAAAGAAGUCUGAAUAACCAGAAGAAGAUUUUGAUAGAGCAUUUAUAUGUUUCAUGUAAUCAAUAUAUUCUUAGUCUUUAAUAUUUUAUUGAUGACUCUAAACCUUUCAUCAACAAUUUCAACGACUUUUCAAGCUUUGCCUAUUAGCUGAUUGUCCUGUCUGAUUAAAAAUAAAAAAGUAUAACAUCCAUCUAUUUAAUUUGUGCUAAACCUUUGUUAUUAUCUCUAUAUUAUGAAUUUUUCAAUAAUAAUUACCUAAGAACAAAUAUUUAAACAAUGGGAUGA